Messenger RNA from Cyclocybe aegerita, 942 nucleotides. The record is from the annotation of a GenBank genome assembly. NCBI's taxonomy places the organism in Eukaryota, Fungi, Basidiomycota, Agaricomycetes, Agaricales, Hemipholiotaceae.
AUGGUCCAGCUCACGAUAUCUGCCGCGUCGAAACCCCCGCCGUUUGCCCGUGGGCUCCCUUUGACGAUUGACGUCGCCCCUGACGCGACAAUUGCCAGUGUGAAAGCGACUAUUGUGGCUAAUUACCCGAAGUUUAAGUCUGCACGCCAACGCAUCACACUGAAAGGGGAAAAGAAGCCACUCAUCGACGAGAUGUCCCUCAGCGACGCAUUUGGUGGGCAGUUCAAGGACGGUGCGGAGCUGCAGGUGAAGGACCUCGGGCCGCAGGUUAGCUGGCGGACGGUGUUCGUCGUGGAAUAUUUCGGGCCGCUACUCGUCCACCCGCUCUUCUACCACUUCCCUCGGCUUUGGUACGGCCAAGAUGUGCAGCAUAGUACGAUUCAAAAAUACGUCUACACGUUCGUCCUGCUCCAUUUCAUAAAGCGCGAAUUCGAGACGUUCUUCGUCCAUCGGUUCUCGCAAGGCACGAUGCCCAUUUCGAACAUUAUCAGGAAUUCGGCACACUACCACAUCCUCGCUGGUGUUUUCCUCGCGUUCGACGUCUACCGCCCAAAAUACUCCGCGACUUCACCCUACAUCGUCAACACCAUCCGGAAUAACGAGACCUUCCUCUGGAUCUGCGCGGGCAUUUGGGCUUUCGCCGAACUCUCCAACCUGCACACCCACCUGACUCUGCGAGCCCUACGACCAGAAGGGACGCGCAAACGCAGCAUUCCGUACGGGUACGGAUUCAACCUCGUCUCGUGCCCCAACUACUUCUUCGAGAUCAUCGGUUGGGCAACAAUCGCCGGCAUGACGAACAGCAUUGCUGGCUACGGUUUCCUCGCUGCUGCCAUCUGGAUCAUGAGUAUUUGGGCUGCGAAGAAGCACAGGAACUACAAAAAGGAUUUCGGCAAGGAAUAUCCUCGAGGACGCAAGAUGCUCUUCCCUUUCGUAUGGUAG